Molecule: messenger RNA, 1283 nt
Organism: Pelagomonas calceolata
Lineage: Eukaryota; Pelagophyceae; Pelagomonadales; Pelagomonadaceae
Source: the annotation of a GenBank genome assembly
CCCCUGCAAGUGGACCCAAAAAAAUAAGGCAAAAAAAAAGGCCGAGCUGAGCACGCAAGAGUAAGACCCACAACAGCAAAGGAAAGAACGCGAUGGACGACGCCUCCCGCCGCGACGUCGCCGACGUCGUCGACUCCGUGCCCUGCUGGAUGGCCGUGGCAUUAUUAACGCUCGCGGACGUCGUGCUCUUCGCGUGGCAGCUGCUGCCGGGCACGAACGCGGCGGAGGCGCAGUGGCUGCGGGGUUUAGAAUUAGCGAUCAACGCGUUAUUUGUCUGCGAGCUGGGCCUGCGCUUCGUCGCGGCCGGCGGCGACUUCCUCUCGUCCACGAUGAACGUGUUUGACACGGUCGUGAUUGUGUGCGCCUUCGUGCUGUGCCUGGCGGAGUUCACGGCGGCGCCGAUCGUGGCGCUGCGGGGCCUGCGGAUCCUGAGAUACGUGUGCCGCGGCGUCCGCGGGGCGUGCGCGGCGUCGCGCAUCGACGCGGGCUUCGAGAUGCGCGGGCUGGUGCGGCAGAACUCGUUGAGCCGGGGCGCGACGCUCAUGGUUUUUAUGCGGCGUCCUUUUUGCGUCCUUCGUGUCGCCUCGACGGCGUCGAGCUCCACGCCGUCGACGCGCCGAGUCGCCUCGAUCGAUGCGCAGAGAGAGAGAGAGGUCGCCGUCACUCAUCCAACGCAGGGCCGCGUCGCGCACCGCGCGCGCGAGGCCGACCUCGCGCCGCUCCACCUGGAUUUAACCAAAAACGCCGACGCCGUCGCGCGCGCCGUGGCCGCGUCCCUGGAGCCGCGGUCGAAGCGCCGCGCGACGGCCGCGUCGUCCGACGGCGACCGGCUCCUCGCCUGCGUGGCGUCCCUGCCGCGGCGGUCGCGCGAGCUGCUCGAGCGCUCGGCGGCCGAGGCGGCCACGGCGCGCGCCGCCUACCGCGCGGCGCACUCGGCCGCGCUCGCCGCGACGCCGCCGCCGCCGUCGCCCGUGUCCUCGCCCGUCGCCGCGCCCCCGGCGAACAAGAAAGGGCCGCCCCGGGACACGGACGGCCUCCUCGCCGCGGCGCCGCGCGUGAACCCCAUGCAUACUACAUCUGUCGACGUCGAGGCGCCGGCGCCGCCGCCGGCCGUCGUCCUCAAGCUCCGCGAGCCGCCCGCCGCAACGGCGUCGGCGCCGGCCCUGCUGGGCCUCUUCGAGCACGCGCUCGACGAGGCCCGCGCGCGGAACGCGCCGCCGCCGCGGCUCGCGGCGCUGCUGCGCGGCUCGCCGGGCCUCGUCUUCCUCAAGGGCGACCUCUAG